GGUCAUGUGUUUGAAUUCUUUUAAUGUCACUUCCUCUCUCAAUUAAUAUCGGUUUCCACCCCUAUGAUUGUGUCAUGGUACUGCUCAAUUCACUGAAAAUGAACCCAGUGAUAAAACAACAUUACCAUAGUUAGAUAUGUGAUUUGUUUGGAUAGGCCCCAUUGCCCUUUUUCAGGGAGUCUUCUUCACCAUUUAAAUCUCCACUUCCUCUUGUAUAUAUAUAUAUAGCUCACUAACUCCACUUUUGGUAUCACUUCAAAAAAUUUUGAGGUUUUGCACAAAUUUUCCAAGGUGGCCACUUUCUAAUUUAUUUUGCUUUGAAUUUUGUUAAAGUAUAAUAUAACUUUCUCAUCUCUCUCACAGCCAUGUUCAACUGGGUUCACACCAAGUUCCACUACAACCCUCUUAAAGGUGGAAAUGCGUCAAGAAAGAAGGGUGAAUCUAUCAGGAAGGGGAUAAAAACACAAGGAUUAUUAGGAAAACAAGUUGAUGAAUUUGUUGAUGAUUGGAAGAUCAAUAAUGGCCGCCGUCUUACCAUUUUGUUUAUGGGGUUUGAGAAAUCAUCAAAACCCAGAAAUUAUUUCAAUUUGAGGAAGGAGGGAAAGAGAGAUAAUGACGAAGAUGAUAUUAUUAUUGUUGAUAAUGAUGUGGACGAGGAAGAUGAUAUUGAUGAGUUGACCCCAUUAAUGGCGACGACAUUUCAGACCAACUUCGACAACAAUAAUGGUGAGUUUUGUACGGAAUUUGAGAAGUCCCAAGUUGUUGUGGCUAUUCAACGACAUGUCGCUCAAAGAAUCCGCCGUAGAGUCACGCUGGCAGACCUGUUCAUGGAGGAUGCCCAUGGGAACAAGCCAAAGCCGGCGCCGGAAAAUGGGCAGGAGCCAGAUUUUCGGAAGAAAUUACCGGAAGUUGAAACGAACAUCGACAGCUGCUUUUCCGAGAAGCCCAAAGUGGGGCCGGAGCCACCUGCGAGAAACCUCCGGCGAGUAAUGGGGAAGAUGAUGAAGAAAAAAAUGCAUGCAAAGGUUCACAACGAGCAGCUACUUGGUGAAAAUAAAUUAUAUGGAAAGGUCAUUGAUCCAACCUCUCUUCCUAUUCCAGCUGCCUGUGCUUGAGAUCCAUUAUUUGCCACCAAUGGAAUUUCCUAGAAUUGUUGUUGAAUCUUAUAGAAUGAAUUUACUUUAUUGUUUUCUUUUCUAAUUUCCAAGGAUGUAAAUGUGCCAUGUCAAAGCCAUCUUCUCUUUUCUUAAGCUUUGAUGUAUCAUUAUGGUCUUUUUUUCCCUUUUCUUUUUUCUUUCUUUUUUUAUUUCUUGAUUUGGUGAAAGUUUGGUGGUACCCACAUUGAAUGGAUUACAUGAUCGAAUUUGACUAAAAUAUAACUGGUUGAUAUGUUAA
This is a messenger RNA of Benincasa hispida (wax gourd), 1395 nucleotides long. Its product is annotated as protein TILLER ANGLE CONTROL 1-like. The record is from RefSeq and is a predicted model, not a curated record. NCBI's taxonomy places the organism in Eukaryota, Viridiplantae, Streptophyta, Magnoliopsida, Cucurbitales, Cucurbitaceae. Gene Ontology annotation, biological process: morphogenesis of a branching structure.